Adineta ricciae is the source of this 2397-nucleotide messenger RNA. The record is from the annotation of a GenBank genome assembly. Lineage: Eukaryota; Metazoa; Rotifera; Eurotatoria; Adinetida; Adinetidae.
AUGCUCGUGUCGCAUUUAUAUUUGUUUGCGGUUUUUCUUCUGUUUUCGUUGUCGUCUUCAUACAUCGUCGAAGAUGAUGGUCAUUGGCCAUGGCAUAAAACGAAAUAUCUGACACGAACGAACUGGACAUCGGCACUUAAAGCCGAUACAUCUACAUCGAAAGUUCGUCAACCUGUUUGGAUUGUUUUUUAUUACUUAACUUAUUGCGGUUUUUGCAAACUUGCUGAACCGGGUUGGGAAGCUGCUGCUCAAUAUGCGACAGGUUGGUCGAGAUAUCUCCGACUUGGCGCAUAUGAUUGUGCUAGCGAAUCAUCAUCUCAGAAUGAUAUUUGCGAAGACGAAGGUUAUCCGCAGUGGCGAAUAUUCUGUCCGUUAACAAAUUCCACACAAUUAGCAUUUAAUUCAGAACGACGAAGUGGUAACGUCAAACCAGAAGACAUUUUAAUGUGGUCAAUAAAGAAACUCAAUAAAAUUGCACAUGUUUGUUACGGAAAAACAUGGCCCGUUCGUCAUGUGAUUGAACCGCAGUCACUGGAUGAUUUGAAUCGUGUAAUUCCUCCAAACUACAAAAAUUUUCAAUUAUUCGUCUCGGACGACAUUCUUCUCUAUAGUCUCUAUGUUUUGAAUAAUUCGAAAACUGUUUACAAAGAACCAAUCUUUCGUUUGCACACGAAAAAUCCUGUCAAAUCAGGUGUUAGCCUUUGGAAAGGUUCAAGAAAUGAGCACGGAGAAAUCACACUUGAACCAAUGGACUGGACACAAGCGAUGAAACAAUUUGUGUUGAAUGUUCAUAACAGUUCUCAUAGUGACAAACUUGAAAGUGAGAAACCUGGCGCAUUGAGACCAACGCUGACGGAUGUCGAUAGCACUGUUGUCUGGAUGGUUAAUAAAGACUUACGACGCAAGCUACCUACAUUAUUCGAAGAUGUCAAAUCCUGGCUCAAUGUCCUUCAUACGUAUUAUCCAGGAAGUGAGAGUGUAAAGACUUUCCUUUAUGAUUUAAUCAAUUUUAUGAAUGACCGUACGACAUUGACAAGCAAAGAAUUACAAAAUUAUAUUAAUUCUACUUCGAUUAUAAAACUACCAGAUAUCAAAUUCGAUCAUUGUAACGGAUCCGACCCAACUAAACGUGGUUAUACCUGCGGAUUAUGGCUUCUAUUUCAUAGUAUGACAGUUAAGCAAGCUCUACUUGCCGAGGACAAUAAAUUACCGUCCGAUGCAAAACCAAUCGAUGUGAUUGUUCCUAUUCGUGAAUUUGUUCGCAAAUUUUUCCUUUGCGAAGAAUGUGUGAAACAUUUCACCAACAUGACCAGCAACGCUGAACACGAAAUACCUUCGUACAAAGAAAACGUUUUGUAUCUUUGGCGAGGUCAUAACAAGGUGAAUGAACGACUUCGCAAUGAAGAAUUAUCCAGUGAUCCAGCUUGGCCGAAAGUUCCAUUUCCAACAAAGCAGGAAUGUAAUACUUGCGUUCGUCAAGUUGAUGAGAACAACGAUGCGACGGAAUUCGAUGAAAAUGAAGUUUAUAAUUAUUUAAAAGAAAAGCUUUUUCAUCUGAACAUUCCAUGUGAUUCAACUUGGAUGAGAAUGAAUACAAGUAAUAGUCAACACUCAGUUGCUGAUCUCUUACCAUAUGGAAUAUCUGGUAGAAUGGCGACGAUACUGACAAAACAACAUGUUAGUGAUGAAGAUUUGCAAAUUAUGGAUCGAGAUGAUGUAGAACAUUUGUUCAAGAAUGAAUAUGGAUUUACUUUUCGCGACCGAAAACAGUUUUGGAAUAUUGUCCAAAAAAUUCAAAUAUCCGAAAAUACGAACAGAAAAACCGAAGAAAUCGCCCACUCACCGGAAAGUCUUGAACAUGUCUAUGGAUUUGUCGAAGAAGAAGAAAAAGAGGAAUCGACUGAUUCCAAGCAACACCAACUAUCUCAUUCAAAUCAUCUCUUCGAAAAUAAAGUCACGUCUAACAUCGAUGACGAUGAUGAUAAACAUUCGAAUUCCUCAUCCCAUCUCUCUAUAUCAUCGGGUUAUAUUUUUACUUAUCCAACUAUUUUACCGAGCUUUUCAUCGAGCAUCACUCAUGCACUUCAAACAAAUACGAUUCACAAACAAUGGGCAGCAUUUAUCAAUGAACUCGCUCGAUGGGUUAUGUCGAUCAAGCCAUGUCUUCGUGAACAACAUGAAUAUCGAGCUAUUGGGCAGACUUUGUAUGAAAAAUAUCCGAAUAUAGGCACAGCUGGCCCUAAACCAUGGUCAUUUUUGUGUCGAAGUCUUAGCCAACGAAUUCGAACUGAAAGAUGGCAAAGACGUAAAGCAAUAACUAUGAAAAACAGAAAAGAAAGUCAAAGAAAAACACUCGAUCGAAACAAUGAUAUGGCCGAUUUUGAAAUCCUAAUCUAA